UGGCGCCCGCGCGCGCCGUCGCCGAGGUGUACAUCCGCAAGGUGAACUCGAUAACGGUAGAGGGAGCGCUCGCCUGAACAUGUUCAGGCAUUUGCACGAAGUGAAAAGUAGUAGGACGUCCUCGCUCAGCCACGAGAUACUCGGCUUCGAUGCUCAGAUUUCGGCAACAGCCGGUAUAACUCGCAUCACAGAAGAACACAUCGGUCUUCUGCUGGCUUUGGACAUGCCGUUCUUCGCAGUCAUCAACAAGUGUGAACUGGUUAGCAACAUCAACGCUGUUGUAGCGAGGCUGGCUCAAUUGUUGGAACCCGCUAAUAAGAAACCGCUGUUAAUAACUGACGAGAAUAUGGCAAGGAACUGCGUUGCGCCGCAAAAGUCGAUACUGGACACCAUAGACAAUGUAGACGAGGAAAUCAAAAAGGAUGAGGAGGUGGCCGUGUUCCCGGUGAGCUGCGUGCGCGGCGCCGGCCUCAACGCGCUGCACGCGUGCCUGCUGACGCUGGCGCCGCGCCGUGACAUGCAGCGCCCCGAGGACGAGGCGUGCGAGUUUCAAAUAGACGAAAUUUUCCACGUAGGGGACUCGACGGGGCCCGUCGUGGGGGAACUGCUCGCGCGAGGGCGACUCUACGAGGGCGACGAACUUAUCAUAGCGUGCGCGCGGGACAGUCGGCGUCGCUGGGCCUGGGUCGCUUCCCGCCGGGACUGCGGCAGGGCAUGGUGCUGCUAGCGCGGCCGGGGGGCUACGCCGCGGGACACGAGCGGCCCACCUUCGGAG
Messenger RNA from Nymphalis io (European peacock), 775 nucleotides. RefSeq names its product GTP-binding protein 2-like. Gene Ontology annotation, molecular function: GTPase activity; translation elongation factor activity; GTP binding. The coding region runs from base 80 to 727 and encodes 215 amino acids. The transcript has 7 exons. The record is from RefSeq and is a predicted model, not a curated record. Lineage: Eukaryota; Metazoa; Arthropoda; Insecta; Lepidoptera; Nymphalidae. Gene Ontology annotation, biological process: translational elongation.